Molecule: messenger RNA, 789 nt
Organism: Theobroma umbraticum
Lineage: Eukaryota; Viridiplantae; Streptophyta; Magnoliopsida; Malvales; Malvaceae
Source: RefSeq, a predicted model, not a curated record
AUGUUAAAAAGAGAUGACAACAAUGAUUCCAAAACAAUCGCCAUCAAAAUCACAUGGCGACCUCAGUUUUGGAAUGUAACCUUACGUCAACCUGGAGCUCCUGGUGCAGUCGUGACUUUACAUGGAAGAUUUGAAAUUUUAUCACUUUCUGGGUCAUUUUUACCUCCUCCAGCACCACCGGCUGCAUCAGGGUUGACCAUAUAUUUAGCCGGUGGUCAAGGUCAGGUAGUUGGAGGAAGCGUGGUGGGUCCACUUGUUGCUUCAGGUCCGGUGGUGAUCAUGGCAGCUUCUUUUGGUAAUGCGGCGUACGAAAGGCUUCCCUUGGAGGAAGAGGAGCAGCCGGUGGCGCCGAUUCCUGGAAGUGGACCCUUAGGGUCACCGAGUAGCAUGGUCGGGCAGCAGCAGCAGCCGCCACAGCAGCAGCAACUAUUGCAAGAUCCCAACGGAUCGUUUGUUCAAGGGUUGCCACCAAAUCUUCUAAACUCAGUCCAAUUGCCAGCUGAGGCCUACUGGGGCACAGGUCGUCCCCCUUAUUAACAAAAACAGACAGUUUCGGGUUCUUUUUUCUUUUUUUUCUUUCUCCUUAACUAUUCCCCUUUCACCUCUUGUUAGUUUGACCUUUGGUUCACCUCUCAUUCUUCUUCUUUUAUAAGAUAGCAGUUUCAUGUUUUAAUUAAGUCUUAAAUUUGUUGAUCAUGGGAUUCAUCUGGCUUUGAUUUGAAGAAGGAUGUACAAAUUUCAUGGAUUUCUCUCUGAUGGGUUUUCUCUUUUCCUAGUAUUUUUAUAAGA